UAGACGAGAGUGCGAUGUUAACAUAAAUGAUGGUAAUGGAAAUGUAGGGAAUGGCGCGAAUGCUGGUGGAACUAACAAGGGAAACAACAACGUCAAUAGCGAUAAUUGUGGAGGAGUAGCUGGUAGUAAUAAUGGAAACUAA
Molecule: messenger RNA, 142 nt
Organism: Ambispora gerdemannii
Lineage: Eukaryota; Fungi; Glomeromycota; Glomeromycetes; Archaeosporales; Ambisporaceae
Source: the annotation of a GenBank genome assembly